Molecule: messenger RNA, 1857 nt
Organism: Lodderomyces oxycetoniae
Lineage: Eukaryota; Fungi; Ascomycota; Pichiomycetes; Serinales; Debaryomycetaceae
Gene: MET13
Product: methylenetetrahydrofolate reductase (NAD(P)H)
Exons: 1
Coding region: 1-1857 (618 amino acids)
Biological process (GO): tetrahydrofolate interconversion
Cellular component (GO): cytosol
Molecular function (GO): FAD binding; methylenetetrahydrofolate reductase [NAD(P)H] activity
Source: RefSeq, a predicted model, not a curated record
AUGAAGAUAUCAGAAAAGUUACACCAGGCUCAUAGUGAUGUUAGCAGUGUUCGUCCAUGUCCCACUACAUUUUCAUUUGAGUUUUUUGUACCUAAAACAUCACAGGGUGUACAGAAUCUUUAUGAUAGAAUGGAUAGGAUGUACGACUUGAACCCUAUUUUUAUUGAUAUUACUUGGAAUGCCGGUGGUAGAUCCUCUAAGCUAACUAAUGAGAUGGUCUACACUGCUCAAUCUGCUUUGGGGUUGGAAACGUGUAUGCAUUUAACGUGCACAAAUAUGAAGGUGGAGUUGAUUGAUGAAGCGUUGGACAAGGCCUAUAAGUCAGGGUGUCAAAAUAUCUUAGCAUUGCGAGGAGACUUACCCUUGGAUGGAAGUGAAUCAACUGGGGAUUUCAAAUAUGCCAAGGAUUUGAUAAAAUAUAUUCGAACUAAAUAUGGUGACCAUUUCAAUAUUGGAGUGGCUGCCUAUCCCGAGGGCCAUCCUGAGGAAGAGGACGAAAUGAGAACAUUACAUUAUUUAAAGGAAAAAUGCGAUACUGGCGCUGACUUUAUAAUAACCCAAAUGUUUUACGAUGUGGAUAAUUUUAUCUCCUGGUGUGAGAAGUUACGCAAAAUCGGAAUUGAGAUCCCCAUAAUCCCCGGUAUUAUGCCAAUAUCUACUUAUGCUGCAUUUGUCAGAAGAGCUAAAUGGUCAGAAAUUAGGAUACCACCACAUUUUUUAGAAGCAUUGGAUCCUAUUAAAGACGAUGAUUUCCUAGUUAGAGAAAAAGGUACAGAGUUGGUUAGUGAGAUGUGUUUGAAAUUGGUUAGAUCAGGGUAUGUAAACCAUUUACAUUUCUACACCAUGAACUUGGAAAAAGCAACGGUUAUGGUUUUAGAAAGAUUGAACCUCAUAGAAGCUAUUCAAUCACACGAUACUGUUAGAGGUGCAGAAUUACCAUGGAGAAAAUCAUUGCACCCAGAAAGAGUUAAAGAAUCAAUUCGUCCUAUCUUUUGGCAAAACAGGAAAUACUCCUAUGUUUCUAGAACAGCAACUUGGGACGAGUUCCCAAAUGGAAGAUGGGGAGACUCGAGGUCUCCUGCUUUUGGUGAUAUAGACUUGUGUGCAUCUGAAUUGUUAAGACAGUCGCCCAAGAGAGCAUAUGAGCUAUGGGAUACUCCUGCAAAUUUAAAAGAAUUGAGCGAAAUAGUUAUUUCGUACUUGAAGGGAGAUUUGAAAUCCUUGCCAUGGUUCGAUGGUGCCGUAGGAGACGAUACCAAAGUUAUAGUUGAUGAUUUGACCAAGUUGAACAAAAGAGGAUUGUUGACCAUGAAUUCGCAACCUGCACUCAACUCAGUAAAGUCCUCAGACAAGGUGUUUGGUUGGGGCCCUAAGAAUGGAUAUGUUUACCAAAAACAGUAUUUGGAAUUUUUCUGUCAUAGGGAUAUUAUUACUAAGUUGCUUAGUAGGAUUGACGAGUAUAAUUUGAACCAAGGCGAGUCGUCGCCAGCUAUAAUCUCAUAUUAUGCAGUUGAUUUAGCAGGCAAUUUAACAACAAAUUGUGAUGACGACGAUAUCAAUGCUGUCACAUGGGGAGUAUUCCCAGGUGAAGAGAUUCUACAACCAACCAUUGUGGAGAAGACCUCCUUUUUGGCAUGGAAAGAUGAAGUUUACAGACUUUUCUCAGAAUGGAAUAAAGUGUUGACUUCCAGUUUAGUAGAAAUUAAAGAUCAACAAAAACUACAAAGCUUUAGCAAUAUGAUGACUGAGUUCAGCCAAGACUUUGUCUUGUGUAACUUGGUUAAUAACGACUUUGUUGAUUCAAACUCAACACUAUUCAAUUUGAUUUAUAACUUAAAUCUUGACGAAUUAUCAUAA